Lathyrus oleraceus (garden pea) is the source of this 1750-nucleotide messenger RNA. Its product is annotated as phenolic glucoside malonyltransferase 1. Lineage: Eukaryota; Viridiplantae; Streptophyta; Magnoliopsida; Fabales; Fabaceae. Bases 149 to 1663 code for a protein of 504 amino acids. The transcript has a single exon. The record is from RefSeq and is a predicted model, not a curated record.
GAUGAUAGAAUUGUACGGUUUAAGGGCAGCCAUAGAAAGGGUUUAGAUUAUUUAAUGGUUCAACCUGAUAUUAAAAUCCAUCAACACUUCAAAGCUUCCUUCUCAUAUUCCAUUGCAAAGAAUCAAGUAUACUUUCGCUAAGCUUUCCAUGGCUUCCAACAAAAACAACAUUAAGAUCCAUCAACACAUCAAAGUUGUUCCUCCAUCAUCAUCAUCACAAACAACAACAACAACAGUCCCUCUCACUUUCUUUAACAUAAUUUGGCUAAGGUUGCAUCCAGUAGAGCGAAUCUUCUUCUAUGCCCUUCCAAAUUCACAAUCAAGCCCCUCUUUCUUCUUCCAACAAAUAGUUCCAAAUCUCAAAUCUUCACUCUCUUUAACUCUCCAACACUUUCUCCCUUUAGCCGGUAAAAUCGUUUGGCCUUCGGAUUCUUCAAAACCAUUCAUGCAGUUCAAUCCCAAUGACAAUGACAAUGGGGUUUCCUUGUUCAUAGCAGAGUCUGAUGCUGAUUUCAAUCAUGUCAUUGGAAACUCACCCCAUGAAGCUUCUUUGUCUCGUUCUUUUAUUCCCAACUUGGAAUCAUCACAUUUGUGUGCUUCUGUUAUCUCACUCCAAAUCACUCUUUUCCCAAGCCGUGGCUUCAGCUUAGGAAUCGCUCCACACCAUGCUGUUUUUGAUGGAAAAUCUUCAUCCAUGUUCAUCAAAGCUUGGGCUUAUCUAUGCAAAAAAACCAUUGAAACUGGAGAAUCACCACCUUUGUUGCCAGAGUUAGAGCCUUUAUUCAACAGAGAUAUCAUCAAAGACACGACUGAAAAUAACUCAGUCGAGAUCUUAUCCAAGUUAUUCCCAGCUGAAAACGGAAAUGAAAGAAGCCUAAAGAUUUUUCCUUCUGAACCAAAACUGGAAGAAUCUGUUCGUGCUACAUUCAAACUCACGCGUGAAGAUUUGGAUAAAAUAAAGCAAAGGGUGUUAUCGAAAUGGGAAAUAAUAGAUACAAAUGAAUCAAAGCCAAAGCCAGCGACUCUUUCUUCUUUUAUUCUCACUUGUGCUUAUUCACUUGUUUGUUUUGCAAAAGCUAUUCAUGAAGUUGAAAAAGAGAAAGAAAAGUUUGCUUUUCUUUUUGCAGUAGAUUGUAGAGCAAGGUUGGAACCACCAAUACCAGAUAACUAUUUUGGAAACUGUAUAUCGGGCCAUUUUAUUGAUAAAAAUCCAUUGGAUUUCAUAAAAGAAGAUGGUGUGUUUUUAGUUGCUAAGUGUAUUUUCGAGAAAAUAAAGAUGAUAAAAGAAAAGGGUGUUUCAGAAGGAAAUGCUUUUGAUGUGUUUGAUACACUGAGUUCCUUAAACAAGGAAGGAUAUGAAAUCUUAGGAGUGUCCGGGUCUAAUAGAUUUGGUCUUUAUGAGAAUGAUUUUGGUUAUGGAAGGCCAGAAAAAGUGGAGAUAGUGGCCAUAGAUAGAGGCUUAUCAAUUGGUUUUGGAGAUAGCAAAGAUGGCAAUGGUGGAGUUGAAAUUGGCCUUGUUCUAAAAAAACAUGUAAUGGAUCUCUUUAGCACUUUGUUCCUUGAAGGACUUCAGAUAUUAUCCUCUAACGACGAGUCACUUCUCAUAUACAAAUUAAAUAUUAAAAAAUCCAUUAAAACAAAACAAAGGAACAACAGAGGCUGAUCUAAGAAAAAAAUAAUCAAAAACCAUAAAAAUUGAUUCUAAUUUUGAAGUCUUCUUUCAUGUUUUAACAUUUAUUUUGAUGUCUCA